Schistocerca nitens (vagrant locust) is the source of this 7961-nucleotide messenger RNA. RefSeq names its product UDP-glucose:glycoprotein glucosyltransferase (gene Uggt). The record is from RefSeq and is a predicted model, not a curated record. The transcript is spliced from 25 exons. NCBI's taxonomy places the organism in Eukaryota, Metazoa, Arthropoda, Insecta, Orthoptera, Acrididae. Gene Ontology annotation, cellular component: endoplasmic reticulum. Gene Ontology annotation, molecular function: UDP-glucose:glycoprotein glucosyltransferase activity. The coding region runs from base 173 to 4786 and encodes 1537 amino acids.
GACAGAAGUGCAUGGUACGGUGUGCGUGUGUAGGGAAGUCAAUGAGAAGGGGGUAUAGAUGUACGUGUAAUAUGUGAAUUGGAAUAAAAGGUUGUAUUGUCUUGGUUUAGAAACAGGAUUCGUUGCGUGAUUAAGUUGGUAUUGAUGAGAUUCAGUACAUCGGCGGAGGAAGAUGAAUUUUGUUGCGCUUACCGCCUUUGUUUACUGCCUUAUUCUUGGAGCAGGAACUACUGCCAAGGAAAAGAAAUCAAAGUCGGUAACGACGUUAAUAGAUGCUAAAUGGGAAAUAACUCCCCUUGUCCUGGAAGUUGCGGAAUAUUUGGCCGACGAAAAUGUUGCAUAUAUGUGGGAAUUUAUCGAUUCCAUUUGUGGAAUGGAUUUGCCUCUUUCAGAUAUCAAAAUUGAUAAGACUCGCCAUGAAACAAUACUGUCAAAAGCUGCAGAGUUGGUCACACCAGCCCAAAUAUCAGUUCUGAAAUUAGCUCUUGCACUACAUACGUAUUCUCCAAAAGUGGAAAUGUAUACUCAGAUGGCUAUGGAAAGAGGACUGCUUUCUACCGACUGUUCCAUAGCAGCUGAUGUUGCUGGGAAUCUAGUGUGUAAUCUUGAGGAUGUGGAGAGAGCCAUCAGUGAUAAUAAGCAAAAUGAAAAUGUGGUUCAGCCAGAAAUAUUUGACUUGGAUCACCAUUAUCCAUCUUCUGAGAACAACUCCCUGACAGUAAUUUUAUAUGGUGAAUUGGGCUCAACUGAUUUUAAGAAGUUUCAUGAAGUAUUGAAAAGAUAUGCCCUCAGUGGAGAAAUUGAUUAUGUUGUGAGGCACUUCGUGAAAGAUCGACCAGAGAGGAAAGUACGCCUUUCAGGUUAUGGUGUAGAAUUACAAAUAAAGUCAACGGAAUACAAGGCUCAAGAUGAUACGAAAGUGAGAGGAGACUCUAGUGAUAGUGGAGAACAAGAAGAUGAAGAGGAAGAGAUAGAAGGCUUCAACAUAAGCAAGCUAAAGAAUCUUUACCCAGACAUGAAGGAGAAUCUUGAAAAAUUCAGGCAACACCUUGUAGAAUCGAGCAGUGAGUUAGCUCCACUGAAAGUAUGGCAAGUACAGGAGCUUAGUCUACAGGCUGCUGAAAGAAUAAUGGCUGCACCCCGUGAAGAAGCUCUCAAAGUUCUUACACAUACUGCUCAGAAUUUCCCUUUACAGGCACGCUCUCUAGUAAGGACUGUUGUAAGAGAUGAAUUGAAACAAGAAAUCAAAGAAAAUCAGGAUAUUUUUGCCUCUUCUUUAAACCUCCAACCAUCAGACACAGCCCUGUUCUUAAAUGGGAUGUUCUUUGAUCUUGACAUUGUUGAUGUUAUAUCACUCUUGGAGGUGGUUAGGCAAGAACUGAGAGUUAUGGAAGGUUUGCACAAAAUAGGUGUACCUGCCACGCAGAUGGGUUCUUUGUUAGGCCUUGACUUCUCUCGUACCUCUUCAAGUCCAGAAUUUGCCAUUGAUAUUAGAGAUUCAGCAGUUACCUGGGUAAAUGAUAUUGAGCAAGACAAACAGUAUCGUAGAUGGUCUGACACACUGAUGGAAUUACUCCGUCCCACAUUCCCAGGCAUGCUGAGGAGUGUGCGUCGCAACUUAUACCAUUUGGUUAUCAUAACAGAUCCAGCCAAGCGUGAUGCACAGCCUCUGCUAAAAUUAGCGGAAUCAUUUUACUUGCACCCAGCUCCACUGCGAAUUGGUUUGGUGUUUGCUGUUAAUCCAGAUUCAAAAGUAACAGGUCUUGAAGAUGCUGGAGUUGCCCUCCUCAAUGCCUUCAAUUACAUGAUGGAAACAAAGGAUGCCUACCAUGGUCUUGCCUUUAUCACUGAUGUAUAUGCAGCAGUAAAAGAAGAACGAGAUGUAACAGUUGAGGAUGUUGUGAAAGCACUAAGUGCAAAGGUUUCCUCUACUGAAGUGGACGAAAUACUUGGGGAAGAUACUGCAUAUGACACAGGCCGGAAACUUGCAAAAGAUUUUGUCACUAGGUCUGGUUUCAGAACUCUUCCACAGGUUCUCAUGAACGGAAUACCACUGCCUGAAAAAGUAUUAAACUCGAAUGACUUUGAUGAAGCUGUUCUUAAUGAAAUAAUGAGUCAGUCAGCAAUUUUUCAGAAAGCAGUGUACAAGGGUGAGCUCACAGAUGCUGACAAUACUUUGGAUUUUAUCAUGAACCAACCUCAUGUUAUGCCCAGGUUGAAUGAGCGAGUGCUAGGUCAAGAUUCUAAAAGCUAUUUGGACAUGAUGGGGACAGCUCGAUCUGUAGAUUCCUUUGAAACACUAUCUCCACGUGAUAAAACGGCUACACUUCUGUCUUCUGGUUUACUUCGGUACUUCAGUCACAAGCAAAUGGAUCGAGGCAAAGCUCUGCACAUCCUUUCAUACUGGGUUGUUGUGGAUCUCCAGACAGCCAAAGGCAGGCAACUGCUAUUAUCUGCAUUGGAACAAAUGCAGUCGAGUGGAAAUAUCCGUGUGGGUCUCCUAUUAAACCCAGAAACUGAUGCCACUGAACAGCAUUUGAACAUGUUAGCUAUGACUGCUCUGCGAGUACUGAAACCUCCACAAGCAACAAAGCUAAUGUCUUCAAUACUUGCUGAUGAACAAUCAGCACAAGCCAUUGCUGCUGGCCAGAAGGACAUAAGUGAUAUAAAUGUAGCAGGAAUUGAUGUGCCUGAACUGGUAGCAACUAUGAAGAAAGAUAGAGCCAUUUAUCAGAGAGAGCUAGCUCUCCACAAUGAUUUCUGCAAGACUGUACUGAAGAUUGCCAGUGGUGCGAGAGCAGUUACAGCAAAUGGCCAAAUGGUUGGUCCAUUUGAAACAGAUGAAGACUUUAUAUCAGAUGAUUUCUCUCUGUUAGAAAGAUACAGCAUGAACAGCUAUGGUGAAAAAAUUAUGGAAGUCUUGAAGGAAAAUGUUCUCACUGAAGAGGAAGAUCUUAUUGAGAAUAGUGAUGUGCUGAUGCAAGCUGUUGGCUUGCUGGUAUCAAGACAACAAACAAGAAGUCGAUUUGACAUACCUGUCAAGAGAGAGCUCUAUAGUGUUCUGAAACUACCUCCUCGUUCUGCAUCUGAACCAGUCUUUGAAAUUGCUGUGGUUGUUGAUCCAGUGUCUCGCGGAGCCCAAAAAGUGGGCCCAAUCCUCUCCAUCCUCUAUGAAGUCCUGAACUGCAAUAUUAAGGUGUACCUUAAUUGUGUUGAGAAGAACAGUGAUAUGCCACUCAAAAGUUUUUAUCGAUUUGUGUUGGAACCAGAAAUUCAGUUUGGUCCAGAUGGUCAGAUGUCUGCUGGCCCGAUAGCUCGUUUCAACAACAUGCCAACUAGUGUUCUUCUAACUCAGAACAUGCACGUACCAGAAAACUGGUUGGUUGAGGUGGUGCGCAGUCCAUAUGAUCUUGAUAAUAUUCGUCUGGAUGAUGUUGGAAGUGGUGUGCACAGUGAAUUUGAACUGGAAUAUCUGCUACUGGAGGGUCAUUGUUUUGAUGCUGUUUUGGGGAACCCACCAAGGGGUCUGCAGAUUACGUUGGGCACAGAGACACAACCUGUAGCUGUGGAUACAAUAGUUAUGGCUAACUUGGGCUAUUUUCAACUGAAAGCUAACCCUGGAGCUUGGAUUCUGAGACUCCGUCAAGGUCGCUCAUCAGAUAUAUUCGACAUAGUAAGUCAUGAGGGAACAGAUACUCCUGCUGAUUCUGAGGACAUAAAAGUCUUAAUUAGCUCAUUCCGUAGUCAUGUCAUCAAAUUAAAAGUUUCGAAGAAACCAGGAAAACAGCACAUGGACUUGCUCGCUGAAGACGAUCAGAAUUCGGGAAUAUGGAAUUCAAUAACAAGCACAUUUGGAUCGAAGUCUGAUGAUGAGGUAGAAGAUAAAUUGAAUAUUUUUUCUUUGGCAUCAGGACACUUAUAUGAACGUUUCUUACGCAUUAUGAUGCUAAGUGUCCUGAAGCAUACGAAAACACCAGUCAAAUUCUGGUUUCUGAAAAAUUAUCUCUCGCCAACAUUUAAGGAUUUCCUUCCUCACAUGGCACGUGAAUAUGGAUUUGAAUAUGAACUGGUACAAUACAAAUGGCCAAGGUGGUUACAUCAACAAACGGAGAAACAGCGCAUCAUUUGGGGCUAUAAAAUUCUCUUUCUUGAUGUACUCUUCCCACUGGAUGUAAAGAAGAUUAUAUUUGUGGAUGCUGAUCAGGUUGUUCGAGCAGAUAUGCGUGAGCUACAACAACUUGAUCUUGGAGGAGCUCCAUAUGGCUAUACACCAUUUUGUGAGAGUAGACGUGAAAUGGAUGGUUUCAGAUUCUGGAAACAGGGCUAUUGGCGUAACCACUUGCAAGGGCGCCGGUAUCAUAUUAGUGCACUCUAUGUUGUAGAUCUGCGUAGAUUCCGUCGAAUAGCAGCUGGUGAUCGGCUCAGGGGUCAGUACCAGGCUCUUAGCCAAGAUCCCAAUUCACUCUCUAACCUGGAUCAGGAUCUACCAAAUAAUAUGAUCCAUCAGGUUGCCAUAAAAUCUUUGCCUCAGGAGUGGCUGUGGUGUGAAACUUGGUGUGAUGAUGACUCCAAGAAAUAUGCUAAAACAAUUGAUCUAUGUAACAACCCACUGACAAAGGAAGCAAAAUUGACUGCAGCCAAUAGAAUCAUUUCAGAAUGGAAAGAGUACGAUGAAGAAAUUAAAAAACUCCAAAAGAAGAUUGAUGAAACACACACGGAAGAGGGUAUCAACAUCGAAGGUGUUCGAAUAGAGCCAAAUCUACACAGUGUACAUUCUGAAUUAUGACAGUUCCUGUUGGUGGUUAGUGUGUUACAUGUUUUCUGUGACUGUAAGAUUGUUGUUAUAUGAAUGAGUGUCCUCUAUUCUCAGCUCAUCAGGUAAUUUAAUCUGUAAAUAAAUGAAACAAAAACAGUAUUUUUAGCAAUUGAUGCAAGAAGUCUUUGAUCUCUGGUAUUAAGCGCAAAUCAAAGAAAGCUCUUUCUGUGUGCUGUUGGAUGUCUUAAACACUAUUUGUAUGAAAUGUGAAUACUUGCAAACAGUGUGGUAGAUAUGUUUUAAGGGACUUGAGAGGAAAAACAGCAGACAUAACUAUAGGACAUGAUUAAUAAAGAGUAGCAUCAUUAGGGAACAAAACUUUUUGCUGCACGUAACCAGUCUGAUACAGGUUUUCAUAGUCUUUCUUCCAGCAGUUCGCUUGACCUUGUAGAUUUUGAAAUUGAGACUGUGGCAGCAUUUUUCACUCAUUUUUUGUGCAGCUUGAAGACUAAAAAAAUGACUGUCUAUACACUCUUAAUUUACAUGUAACCUUAAUUACAUCAAAGACAAUUCGGAGAAAAAGUUUUUCAUCAGUUGUCAAACUUUGAUAUGAUUUUCUGUUUCUUGCCAAGUAAGUAGGCCUUUAAUGUAAACUGAAGCCUCAUCCACAUGUGGACAGAUGGUGGGCUGCUUAUAAAACAAAAUUUGGUUUGUAUCUAUUUAUUUUCCAUUUUUACAUUAUUCUGAUCUGUAAAUUCAGUGUUACAAGUUAUUUGAAGGAGGUUCAAUGCCUUUCUGCUUUCAAAAACUGAAUGUCAGUUGGAUGUGUCUGUAUAUUUCUUAUCACAAUCAGAUCAACAUUAAGACACAAAUCACUCUUUCAGUCUUAGUUGAAAAUAUAAUAGGUGAUUAUACAAGAGGACUUCAAAAAGUAAGUUACACAAAGUUAUAGCAAGCCAAGUAAAUUUUAUUGUAUACUACACUAUACGUCAAAGUGACACAGGUGCAUGACACUGUUUUGCGACACAGUCACCAAGUCUAUGUUUACAGUUGUUGGAACAUUUUGCCAACAGUUCAGUCGUCGUCAUCAUCUUCAUCUCCAUCUGUAAGCCGAAUUAUGUUUUCCGUGAUGUCCUAUUUCUUUCUAUUUCCUUUAGUUCUCGAUGUGACUUUCCUUCACUCUCAUCUAUGAGCAUGCCCUCUCUUUCUGACUCUAUUUGUUUUUGCUUUAACAAUAAUUUUCUGCAAAGUGUUUUUCUCAAUGUUGCAUCCAUCCCAGUUUGCGUUCCUCUUUAUAAUGUACUUAAGGAGGGUUCUAGUUUGCUUCACCCAACUACCUCAAUCUUUGUUUGGUCAACAGGUUUAAUUCUCUUGGUUGUAAUGUGCAGCCAAAUUUUUUUUUUAAAAAAAUCGAAGUUUCCAUCUCUACCUGAUUCCACAAGUUUUUGAAUCGUGUGUAAUUCCACUUCAAAUAAUUUCUCCAGAUAACUUCCAUCUCUAUCUAAGUAAAUGCAAGCAAUAACUUCCUCAAGUUUGUUUUCCUAUUAUAUUUCAUUUGUAGAGCGGUAUUUGUUUUUUCACUACUCUUGUCGUGAAAAUGUUGAUAUUUAUUCUAAUUUUUUUUCUCUAUUUUCUUAUUGCAUCCACCAGUUUUUGAGUAUCGUGUCUUUAUGCUAGGACCACUCGAUCAUCUGCACAUUUAACAAAGUUCAUCCACUCAAUUCAUACUUUUUUUCUGCCUAUCAAGGUUUCAUCCAAAAGUAUCAGCAUAUGUAUAACCCAGGCUGGUAGUAUUUUUAGUAACAGCCUUGCUCUCAUCUGCAAUAAUGGCUAUCUUUACAAUUUUCUCAUCUGAAUGUUCCUGUUGAUACAGUGAAUGAUUAUUUUAUCCAUUUCUUGUACAUGCGCUCCCAACAUUAGUCUCAUUCUGCACCAAAUUAGACUACAAAAAGUAUCUGAACAUGUAGCAUUUCUUCUUUUUGUUGGUAAGAAGAAAACUGAUGAUGAUAGAAGAUCCAGCAGCAGUCAGAUGAUUCCAGAAAAUCAAUGUAAAGGAAAAAGAACAAAGAUUACAGUUAAAGAAGUGGCUAUAUGUUAUCAACUACAAUGUAAAUGAAAUGGAAUGUUGCACAGUGCUUAAGAUAUAGACAUCCAGUUCCAAAGCUUUCAUCUUUGAGGCAGAGUGCGUUCGAGCAUUAGUAGCACCCAACUGAGUUCACAAUGGGGUGCUGGAGGUGUGACCAGUGGUAGUUUUGAAGGUGAUGAGAAAUGAACAGACUUGUGUUGUGGCACAGAAGUGGGCUGUCGUUUUCCAUAAUACAUCAAUAUUUGACAGUGGAGUAUAAUAUGCAAUAGUUUAAACAAAAUGGGUCAAGUUGCACAAGACAGAUUUUGCGCCCAUCCAUGUGAGAGAGGAGCAGUGAAUAAAUUGCAAAACAUUGGUCUUAGAUGCAAAAUGUGCAUCUGUGUUUUGGACUUGCCUUAUUUAAUGAUUUUUAUUUGCAUAAAUGCAGAAAAAACUGAUAGUAUAUCUGUUCAUACUCUGUGUCACAGUGAAUUCAGUUAACAUUGGCAAUCUUCUAUGUGUGAACAAUAUACAUAUGUGUUUAUUUAAUUUACAAUAUUCUCCAAAUUUAUUGUUAAAUCUUGUUUCUUAUCUUUUUAAUACAGCACUCUGGGUGUUCAAUGAUUUCAAGGGUAGAUAUGUCUCCUCCUUUUUCUCUUUGUUUGCUAUUUAUGUAUUUAAAUCUGUUGCAAUAUUGUUAAGUUUCUCAGAUGGAGAAUACUACCACUUUUAUGGUCCUAAAUAUUCUAAAUGUAUUGUAGUUUAAUUUAGUGUUAAAUCUGUAGUGAAUUUAUGGAAAAUCAAAGGAAUGUGCACUGAAAUUUAUAGAGAACAACUGUGGUUUUAUGUCCACCAUUUGUGAUGUUAAGACUGUGCUUAUAGUGAGUGUAUGAGAGGCAUUGGAAAAGAGUUUUUGCCCCAUGUACCUGAAGAUUUUGAUUUGUGCAUCAUAUAGUAAGGAUGUGAUAUUGUUGUGAAAGUGAUUUCUUCUGCAUUGGAAUGAAAACAUUGUAACAGUUUGAUGAUAUUGUAGUAAGAAAUUAGUAACUCAUUUGUGGAUGAAUCAUGUUUGCAUGUAUCAAAACACUUAUGGAUGAAGCUAUUUUUGACUUUUAAAUAAAUUUUUAAUUAUUUUUGGUA